Messenger RNA from Acaulospora colombiana, 565 nucleotides. The record is from the annotation of a GenBank genome assembly. Lineage: Eukaryota; Fungi; Glomeromycota; Glomeromycetes; Diversisporales; Acaulosporaceae.
AUGUCCAUUGACUUGGAUUGGGUUCAACUAUCCCCUCUCUCACAUCGUCUCGUCGACUCUCUCAACCGUCACCUCCAGUCCACGGAGAGACCAUCAUUUCUGGGCCCUAUAACUAUCAAUUCAUUCGAAUUCGGAACGAGUUCACCAGAUGUUGAAUUAAUAGAUAUUCGUGACAUUUACCGCGAUUUUCUGGAGGAUGAAGAAGACGAAGAUGCAUCAGAGAGCAGUCAAAGUUCGAGUAGCGGAGAAAAUAAGCAAUUCAUAGGCAGGCCACAACUGGCUGUUCAUAAUUCUACAGGAAAAUCGACGCGUUCCACCAAUACGAAACACCAGGAUGACGAAGGUUUCGAAUGGGUCAACAGACGAGGUACGGGUCGUGGCUUAGCCGAAACCGGGCCCGGGUAUCACUCCUUCUUCCCUCAUGUACGGUAUGGAGGAGGACCUCCUCCUCUCCCAUCAGAAUCGACUAGUCCACUCCCCUACCGAAGUGCCUGGGACACCAAUCCUCCGGCCUCGUCCUCUAAACUAACUCCCUCGGUAACUGGUCCUGUUCGAGAUGAGGAGA